This is a messenger RNA of Gadus macrocephalus (Pacific cod), 1194 nucleotides long. RefSeq lists its product as uncharacterized. Bases 142 to 1038 code for a protein of 298 amino acids. The record is from RefSeq and is a predicted model, not a curated record. The transcript is spliced from 8 exons. Lineage: Eukaryota; Metazoa; Chordata; Actinopteri; Gadiformes; Gadidae.
UAUGCAGAAUUUUAUGCUGAAUUGAUACAUGCGCCAACUUUCAACUUUUUCAACUUUCCCUUCUCUGCAGAACUUUCCAUUUAAAAAAACAAACAUGUGGUUGAAUGUCAUUGCGCUAUCGUCUUUCUUCCUACAUUAGGGAUGAGUUUUCAUCUGAUAAGAUUUGCCAAUGGGGACAUUGCUGUUGUCCCGGAUAAGUGGUGUGAUGACGGGAUGGUGUACUGGCCAAAAUAUAAAAACACAGAACGUGCCAAAAGGGCAGCUGCCAACAGCGAGGACCAUGAGCCAAACUGGCCAAAAUAUGAUAUGACGAUCAUCAGAACUUGUGACAACUACAAAGAUGCCUGUAGGAUUAUGGAGCAGUAUCAGACCAGCUGCAACACCUCUGACCUACAGUCUGAGGCAGAGCAGGAGUGUGGGCCACCAGAUAAGAGACAAAGGAGGCCAGUCCAUCGUUUCGGAGACUCUGACCAGAGCGAAGAAGAUGUGGAAGAUGUAGUGUCUCAGUUGGAAGCACUACCAGUGCUUCCAAGCCAAUUGCCCUGGCGGACUCCACUAUCUCGCCGAGUGCCAGGCAGUAGAUUCACUGCUCCUCAACCUGGAGAAAAUUGUCCAGCACCUCACCAUGGGGCAGGACUGCAUCACCCUGCACCCGCAUUGAACAUGCAGAGAGUUACUCAAGGAACGGCAGUCCCUCCUCAACUCCCUCCACCCCCCGCACCAGCCCUCAACAUGCAGCCUUCUUCCAGCCUGGCCUGCAGACCAACAUGGCGAGGGGGAAGAAUGGCCGAUACCAUUCCCUGCUCUGCGGCAGAGUUCCAAAUUCUAAGCCUGCUGGAAACGAUAAAACACCAAAACGACCAACUUACCGCUAAGGUGAACCUACUCACCAGUAGGAUGAACAGCACCCCGGGGCCAGAUGUGGAGAUGCUGGACAGCAUUCAGUUUCCCCUGGAACAAUUGGAGGCAGUGGAGGCAUUUGAACAGUUUUUAAAGGAACCGUCAAAUGGCCCAGCUCGACAGAGAGUGGUGCUGUGAGGAAAAACGUGGUGACACGGUCAGCCACGGACGCGGAGGUCACCAAACACGCCAUCAGGUGGUUCAACCUGGCGGCGGAUCGGGCGGCGAGGAGACGUGUCCCUCCUCCAUCCACUCCUCCACCCAAUGAAUAACAAUCAAACAAUCUUUUGAUUG